UGUGCCGUCUCUGUGCUAAGACUUGUUAUUCGUUUAUAGUUAUGAAUUCAUUUUUAAUCGUGUUAUUUACAUCGCUUAUUAUAAAUCAUGGUGCAUCCGAAAAAACUUAUAAUAAAAAUCUUGAUAACACAAAAAAACAACGAGAAUGUAUCGAUAUAUUAACAGAGAAUUUAAUAUCGCAAAAUUGGUCUGAGGAUGAGAAACCCUGUUUGGAUGAAAUACUUAAAACGAUUGUAAAUAUUAAAAAUUCAACACUUUGGGCAACAUGGAUUUGGGACAGUAAUCAAUUACCAGUCGGUCAACUGAUGGGUUCAAAACAUCAUCUUGGUAAUUACGAUCAAUGUAUUAGUGAUGUGAUUGGUACGACCACUCCACCGUUCCGUACCAAAUAUUGUUUAGCCGACAUCGUACUGCAUUUUAACGAGGUACCGAAAUUGAGUGCACAGGAUAUUGACCCUUAUGGACGUACUGAGGAACAAAUUAACAUGAAAACAGAAUGGAAUCAACGUUUUAAUGUCAUAACAUGGGGCGUAUGUGUACCACAGACGUGUCAAAAGGAAUCAGUAAAAAAAAUCUUACGCACUCUAUUAGGACAGAGUUAUUUAGGAAGAUUGAAAUUACAAUCACAUAUAAAUAUAGAGAAUUGCGAACUUGCAGGCGAAGCGAAGAACCAUGUUGAUGGAUUUAAUAUUAUACUGUUUCAACAUAAUCAAAUGUUUUUGUAUAAAGAGAAACACUAA
This is a messenger RNA of Papilio xuthus (Asian swallowtail), 740 nucleotides long. RefSeq lists its product as uncharacterized. The record is from RefSeq and is a predicted model, not a curated record. Lineage: Eukaryota; Metazoa; Arthropoda; Insecta; Lepidoptera; Papilionidae. The coding region runs from base 42 to 740 and encodes 232 amino acids. The transcript has 5 exons.